AAAUCAAGUUCAUAAACUUGGAACUCUAGGUAUUCAUCAAGCUGAAGAAAGAUAGAGCAUAUCCUUAGGCUCUAAAGCAGCAGGUGCAGCCUCUUGAUGCAUGGCCCUUUCAAUGUAUUCAUUGAGUAAAAUACCGCAAAAAAACUUGGUAGUGCUCUUUAUACAAUUAGCAGGAGCACUUUCAAAUUGAAGAGGUUAGACAAUAUAAAAUUAUAUGCAUAUGUUGUGGAUGAAUUUUCAGAAAUACACGAUAUUCACACAUCCAUAUAUAAAUGUUAUGUUCAAAUAAUUUUUUUUAUUAGUCACAAAUCUAGAAUCUCAACAAAAGUUAGGGUCUCUGAAAUGGCUAGAUGACAAAUACUAAUUAUUUUCGGCUAAAUAACAAUAUUUUUUUCUUAGAAACAUGAAUAAUGAGAUGUGUAGUUGAUUUCUUAACGUUACAUUUAUUUGACCAGGUAUCAGGAAGUACCGCUUGUGGAACCUCAAUAUCCACGGGCUUGAACAAUAAAAACAUGUUAUUCAUUUAUUUGACCCAUUUAGAUGCUAGUUCUUUAUAUGUGUAAUAUAAACCGAGUCUCGUUGAAGUUGCUUGUUGAGGAUGAGGUCAACAAUUGCGAUAGAGUAGAUUUGAAAAGUCAAAGAAGCUCGACGAAUCUGUCCUACUCAUCACUUAAUUUCUAUUAUUAUAUACAAUAAAAACAUAAAAUUGUUGGACUUUUCAAAUUGGCAGCCAAACGCUGACCGUAUCAAACUUUCAAAUCAAAUAAGAUACAACCAUAAAAUCUUAUCACCAUCACACUCCAUAUAUAACAACACAUUGAUAAAACUCUUCCUCAUUACAACAACAACAAACAACAAACAACAAACUCUUUUCUUCACUUUUUCUCUGUACAUCAUCUUAUUGACUUGUUUAUUUUACGGUUAAAUUAAAAGAAAUCGAAAGAUGGAAAUGCUAAGAAGCUUUAGCACGAGGACAAGAAGCCGCCGUGGAGGCUACGAGCGAGUAAGUGAUGAUUCAACUUUCAGUUUACUCGGAGCCAAGCUAAAGAGAUCGACGAGUGUUCCUUACUACGCUCCAUCUAUCAAGCUUGGAGCUGGUGGUGUUCCAGCCAUACUAGAGGCCGAGCUUCCUCGUCAGAAAUCCAAGAAAGUCAAACCUCCAGGCAAAUUUAGCCACCCUAUCUUUAGCUUCUUAUACGGCAAGAAGAAGAAGCCGUCGACGACAAGGAAACCUGAGUUUUCUAGGUAUCUUGAGUAUCUAAAAGAAGGUGGUAUGUGGGAUGCGAGAACUAAUGCGCCUAUUAUUUAUUACAAGUAGAUGAUGAGCUUAUGGAAAACGAAAAAUCAAGAAAACUUUCAAGUUUUUGUUUAAUUCAAAUGAGAGUUCAUGAUGUCCUUUAGUUUUGUAAUAAUAUUUGUAUUAUUGUAUAUUACAGUAUCGAUUCAUUAAUUUGUUUAUAAAAAUACAAGUGCUGGACACAAGAUUGUAUGGUUUGAGCAUAAUUUGAUUUGAAU
This is a messenger RNA of Brassica rapa (field mustard), 1515 nucleotides long. RefSeq lists its product as uncharacterized. NCBI's taxonomy places the organism in Eukaryota, Viridiplantae, Streptophyta, Magnoliopsida, Brassicales, Brassicaceae. The record is from RefSeq and is a predicted model, not a curated record.